ACAUACAUUUCAGAGUCUAUUUAACUGUCAGGGCUGCACUGGAGUCGUGCGUGAGAUACACUUCUGAGAGCUGCCGCCCCAACGGCCGACGAGUGUCUCAUCAUUUACCUUGAGGGAGCGCUUGAAACAUGACAGCGUUUUAUAUAUAUUAUAUGUGAACAAAACUUAAUAUAAAUACGUUAUUAGCAUAAAUCGUUCUAACAGUAAGUAACAAUGCGGCAAGCAACACGGAUCAGCAUCAACAACAGCGGCUUCAGAGGCUUUAAGUGGUUAGUUGCGUUGUUGUUAGUAGCUUCACACUCAACAGCCGCCCAAUAUGCGUCAUCGGGCUAUAACGGUCAGUUUGUUGGCUAUAAUCAGCAACAGGCCCAGCAGCCUCUAUGGAGUGGCUAUCCGGACGCACCACUGACCUAUACUCGGACUUAUCCUGCUGCGGUGCAGUCCGUGUGGUCCGGUGCGCCAAUUGUUGUACAUGAUGGAGCGAAUGGCCUGGAGCAGGAGCAGCAGCAGCAGCAACGUCAGUAUUUGCCAUUUAAUUACGACAACAAUAGAGAUACCUUUGCCAAUGUGGAGUCGGACAGGAGGAGCCGCAAUUGGUUGAACAGCAACAACAUCAAUAACGUGCCGCCCACACGCGCUGCCAAUCACAAUUACAACAAUGAACAUUUUUACUACACACAACCGCAGAUCCAGCCAGAACUGGAGCAACGUGAGCUGCUUGCCGGGGCUGAUUCCCGACGCGGGGAGGAUCAAAUCGUUCGAAUCGGCGGCAGUCGCUCUCUGGCCAACAACAACAACAACAACAACUACGGAUACUAUGAGCCGGCUCAGCCACUUGGUCAUCGCGAGUUUAAGGCGAAAUAUGAAAAACAUUACGCGGACUACUUGCGUAAAUAUCCGCAAAGAUUGUUGCCAUUUUAUAGCACAUUUGUUGACAAGUGAUUCGCAAUUGGGUCAACAAAUCGAAAUAAAUUCCUGUGUCAACUGAAUACGUCCCGAAUGUGCCAAAAACAUGCAAUACUUAUUUGCUUUCUGGGCGUGUGCCAAGAAUCUUUAUAAUUGCGGCCAGAAAAAUACUCUAAUAUGUAUAUAUAAAUGUAAAUAUUGAUCUACAUAAUCAGCUAUCUCACGUAAAAGAAAAACCCUUCCGAGCCGUGUUCGCUUUGCGAGAGGCAUCACUGUAGCUGAACAGUCGACGCUUAAUCUGUUUAACGAAUUCAGUCAAUAACAUUUGUAGCAUACUUUGAGGCACACUCUUAAAUGGCGAAAUAAACGGGAACACCCCGAGCAACAAUA
Drosophila virilis is the source of this 1296-nucleotide messenger RNA. RefSeq lists its product as uncharacterized. Lineage: Eukaryota; Metazoa; Arthropoda; Insecta; Diptera; Drosophilidae. The record is from RefSeq and is a predicted model, not a curated record.